Striga hermonthica is the source of this 654-nucleotide messenger RNA. NCBI's taxonomy places the organism in Eukaryota, Viridiplantae, Streptophyta, Magnoliopsida, Lamiales, Orobanchaceae. The record is from the annotation of a GenBank genome assembly.
AUGGAAUCGAUCGGAGGGAAAAAGGAAGAUGAUUACAACAAUAGCAAUCAGCAGCCAGCCAUCUUGGAUGAAGAUAAUGAACGUGUCGCCCUCGAUCUUAAGGCUGGCCUCCACCCUCUCAAACACAAAUUUGUAUUUUGGUACACUCGGCGAACUCCCGGAGUCAGAACACAAACAUCAUACGAGGAUAAUAUCAAAAAGAUUGUAGACUUCAGUACAGUGGAAGGUUUUUGGGUAUGCUAUUGUCACUUGGCUCGCCCCUCCACAUUGCCAAGCCCAACAGAUUUGCACUUGUUUAAGGAUGGUAUUCGUCCUCUGUGGGAGGAUUCUGCUAACUGCAAUGGCGGGAAAUGGAUUAUUAGAUUUAAAAAGGCUGUAUCUGGCCAUUUUUGGGAGGACCUGGUCCUAGCAUUAAUAGGGGAUCAACUUGAGUAUGGCGACAAUGUUUGCGGUGCAGUACUAAGCAUCCGGUUUAACGAGGAUAUAUUGAGUGUAUGGAACCGCAACGCAUCUGAUAAUCAGGCUGUGAUGGGGCUGAGGGACUCUAUCAAGCGGCACUUGAAGCUUCCCCAUAGCUAUGUGAUGGAAUACAAGCCGCAUGAUGCUUCGCUACGCGACAACUCCUCUUAUCGCAACACUUGGCUAAGAGGGUAG